ACAGCUAUGGACGCCACUCAGAUGUAAACAGUCUGAUCUGUUGGAGGACAGCUCUGAGACAUGAAGCUUUUGUCGAAGGCGGUGCAGUCUGCUGUGAGUCAGAGAGACGGGAGCCGCAGACACUUUUGGGGUUGGCUCAAUGCAGUCUUCAACAAGGUUGACUAUGAGAGGAUCAAAGCUAUUGGUCCAGACCGAGCUGCAGCAGAGUGGCUGUUGAGAUGCGGUGCCAAAGUGAGGUUUGAAGGUUUCGAACGUUGGCAUCACGACUACAACGGACUGCCAACUGGGCCACUGGGCAGAUACAAGAUCCAGGGGAUUGAUGCUACUGAAUCCUGCAUCAUGCACAGAGGGUUCGAUCAUCUGGAUGGUUUGAAAUAUGUGGAUGAGAUCAAGUUCAAUAAGUGUAUCUACAUUGAGGACACUUGCCUGGAGAAGUUGAGCUCAAUAGAGAAUCUGCAGGAGAGUUUGAACAUGCUGGAGGUGGUGUCAUGUGGAAACGUUACAGAUAAGGGCAUCAUCGCCCUGCACAGACUCAAGAAUCUGGAGUAUCUGUUUCUCAGUGAUCUUCCUGGGAUCAAAGAUAAGCAGACAACAGCUAGCAGAUUACAAACGGCACUUCCAGGUCUGGAUUUAGUUCUGGACUUGGAGUAAAAUCAGCUUCCUGCUUCAGAGAGUGUUUGAAUUGUAAAGUGAGAACAGCUUUGGAAGAAGACACUAACUCGGAGAGGGAAAGACUGGAACGCACAACGCUUUCAACGCCCAAACGCGUAGAUCUUUCAGCUGAAACAUUGAGUGUUUUUUUGCAUGCAAAUAUACAGAAGCCCUGAAAGACAAGUGAGAAAUAAGUUAUUCAGGAGAUUUCUAAGUCUGUAAAUUAUUUUCUCUCAUGUGUUUAUGACUCAAGAACAGGUGACAUUUUUUUUUGCCAGAAUCAUUUUUUUUUUAAAAGUUUUUUUUCAUCUGUUUCAUGGAUUGAAAAACAAUCAAAUAAUUUAGGAAGAUUAACCUGGCAAAAACUCUUUUUUCCCACCUGUUUUUGAGUCAUAAACAGGAGACAAAAUGAUUGUGAUCAUACUUAGAAAUUGGAUGUCCAGAAGAAAAUAAUUCUCACUUGCCUUUCAGUGUUUUUGUACAAAUGUAACAAUCAUUAAGUCUUUUUUUUUGUAAAUGAGAGUGUGCAGCAAAAUCCGUCUUUAUGCAAAAUAUUCAAGAUGAUGAUGUGUGUGAAGUACAGAAACAGUCCAGAAAAGAGAAAAGUUGAAGCACUUUAUAUUGUUGACAACAGUUUUUCCAAACUAUUCUAUAUUUAUUAUAGACUCAACAGUCAAGAUAUUAAAGGUUACUCCAUACAUGGGUACAUAGAGAAAAAACAACAACAACUGUUCUUCAAGAGUCUCUUUAAAAUAUUUUCUCUUAAGAUUCAUUUUGGCAUUUGUAAGAUAUCUGAGGACAGACAGAUGGCUGUGAGCAUCCUUAGCACCGAGGUUUCAGAGAGUAUACAUUACAUAAUAUUGCUAAUUGCUACUAAAGGUUAGUUAAAGGAUCGUUAACUGUAUUCACUCCUGACGUCAAUAAAUAUUAUUUUCAGAAAUG
Messenger RNA from Scomber scombrus (Atlantic mackerel), 1593 nucleotides. It is a transcript of the gene dmac2l, whose product is annotated as distal membrane arm assembly component 2 like. Lineage: Eukaryota; Metazoa; Chordata; Actinopteri; Scombriformes; Scombridae. The transcript is spliced from 5 exons. The record is from RefSeq and is a predicted model, not a curated record. Bases 61 to 651 code for a protein of 196 amino acids.